This is a messenger RNA of Rhea pennata, 2335 nucleotides long. Its product is annotated as fatty acyl-CoA hydrolase precursor, medium chain-like. The coding region runs from base 32 to 1744 and encodes 570 amino acids. The record is from RefSeq and is a predicted model, not a curated record. The transcript is spliced from 14 exons. NCBI's taxonomy places the organism in Eukaryota, Metazoa, Chordata, Aves, Rheiformes, Rheidae.
CAAGGAGGUAAAUGUGUGACUAGCUUGCAAAAUGGCAACUGGGAAGAACACACUGCUCCUGUCCUUGAUUCUCACUGCUGGGCUGACAGCUCUUGUAGCUGCUGAGCAACCAGAAGUGGUGACCAAAUAUGGGAGAGUCCGAGGGAACCAAAUCAGAGUAAAUGCAGCUGAAAGGAGUGUCAAUGUCUUUCUGGGACUUCCCUUUGCUAAGCCUCCUGUUGGACCAUUGAGGUUUUCUGAACCCAAGCCACCUGAGCCAUGGAAAGGUGUCAGAGAUGCCACUUUGUACCCACCAAUGUGUCUACAGGAUAAAGUACAAGGACAGGGUUUUUCAGACUUUAUUACUAAUAGAAAAGAAAAGGUUCCUCUCCAAGUGUCUGAAGACUGCUUAUAUCUAAAUGUGUAUACACCCUCUUCUGCAGAACAAGAGGAGAAGCUACCUGUCUUUGUAUGGAUCCAUGGAGGUGCAUUUGUUUUUGGAGCAGCUUCAUCAUAUGAUGGUUCAGUAUUAGCGGCCUUUGACAAUGUGGUGGUUGUAACAAUUCAGUACAGACUAGGUAUUCUUGGAUAUUUUAGCACUGGUGAUGAGCAUGCUCAGGGUAACUGGGGUUAUUUGGAUCAAGUAGCAGCUCUUCGGUGGAUUCAGGAAAAUAUCAUAAAUUUUGGAGGAGAUCCAGGAUCUGUUACUAUCGCUGGAGAAUCUGCAGGAGGAAUCAGUGUUUCUGCCCUUGUCAUAUCUCCUCUGGCGAAGGGCUUGUUCCAUAAGGCCAUCUCAGAGAGUGGUACUGCAGUCAGGGUUUUGUUCACUGAUCAUCCUGAGGAGCAAGCACAAAGAAUUGCUAAGAUAUCUGGCUGUCAAAGAUCCAGUUCAGCUGCAGUGGUUCAGUGCUUAAAAGAUAAAACAGAAGAAGAGAUGGAACAAAUAACUCUAAAAAUGAAUUUUACAACAAUGCAGUUAUGCCGUACCUCAUUUGAAAAAUGUGAACAGAAUCUCCAGUUCAUCAGUGCAUCUGUGGAUGGUGUAUUUUUUCCUAAGAGUCCCAGGCAAUUACUAUCUGAAAAAGCAAUCAAUGCAGUCCCAUACAUAAUAGGAAUAAAUAACUGUGAAUUUGGAUGGAUAAUUCCUAGAAUAAUGAAAUUUCCUGAUUACACAGAAGGUCUGGACAAAGAUGUUGCACGUCAAAUUUUGCAGAGCGCAUUACUAUUUUUUUCAAUAGAUGCUAAUGAUGUUGUUGAUCUAGUAUACAAGGAAUACAUAGGGAAUACGGAGAACCGUGCUCAGGUGCGAGAUGGGCUUCUUGAUGCAUUAGGAGACUCUUGGUUUGCUUUUUCAGCCAUUGAAGUAGCUAGAUACCAUAGAGAUGCUGGCAACCCAGUCUACUUUUAUGAAUUUCAGCAUCGACCAAGUUCAGCAAUAGGUGGUAUACCAGAGUUUGUAAAAGCAGACCAUACAGAUGAGAUUGCCUUUGUCUUCGGAAAGCCAUUUUUAGCCGGAAAUGCUACAGAAGAAGAAAAUAAACUAAGCCGAACGGUUAUGAGAUACUGGACUAACUUUGCUAGAAAUGGAAAUCCCAAUGGAGAAGGCUUGGUGCAUUGGCCUCCAUAUGAUCUGCAAGAAGGAUACCUGGAAAUAGACCUAAUGCAAAAGGCAGCAAAGAAAUUGAAAGAAAGCAAAAUGGAGUUUUGGGCACAGAUCAUAAACCAAGACAAAACAAAAAGAAGGAUAGAACACACAGAUUUUUAAGACUAGCAGAGGAUGUGAUUUGCUUCUAAAACCUGAAGUAAAGCCAAACCAAAUUAGUUUGUCAGAAUGCAGAAUUUAAUAAUCAGUUUCUAACUCAAUAUUACGUGAUUUGUUGUCAUGAUCACACUGACAGGAGAGAAUCAAGGGAAAUUUGGAAUGUUCAUGGGACUGAAAAUCAGUAUUUAAUGAAGGAAGUGGGGGGAAAAAAGACAACCUUUCAGACUCGAGCAGACCAUGGUAUCUACCCAGUGCAUAUCAAAACUGAAUAAUUCUCCUGAGAGAAAGGGGAAUAAGAAGAAAAUUGGCAAAUACAUUGAAAUCCGUAAGAAAUUAUCUGUCCAGAAUAUGUCAUAAAAGUUAGAAUAUGUCAUAUAUUCAUUUCCCUCUUAUUUCAGAACAGAGUCCUCAGUUGUCAGUCCUACAACCACUUCCACUUUCUGUACUGGAAAUAGCUUGUAGUGAGCAGGGCAAUCUUCAGCCUUAUGAUAAAAAUAUCUGUAAGACAGCCUCAACAUCUCACAAAUUAGGACAGAAAUUCUACCUGUUUUCUUGCUUUAUAAAAUGUUACAAAUAAAUGUUACUCUUCUUUUU